Molecule: messenger RNA, 1110 nt
Organism: Bombus pascuorum
Lineage: Eukaryota; Metazoa; Arthropoda; Insecta; Hymenoptera; Apidae
Product: N-acetyltransferase 9-like protein
Exons: 6
Coding region: 402-1085 (227 amino acids)
Biological process (GO): protein acetylation
Cellular component (GO): cytoplasm; membrane
Molecular function (GO): N-acetyltransferase activity
Source: RefSeq, a predicted model, not a curated record
AAGCUACGGAACCUCUAAAUUUAAAACAAUUAACUUUUGCAUUCCUCUUACAAGAUAUCUAUGAAUAUUCGCCAGAUAUCUACAUUAAUAUUGCGUUUAUGAAAACUCGGGAAAACUUUUCCUAUUUUAUUACCUGUAAGAAUAUACCGCAUUGCGGCACCGUUUUGCCUUAUUCGCCUUAUUCUACUUACAUCUUUCAAUGUAUCUCCUGCAAUUAUAUUUAGAUAGUGCAGAGCCUAAAUAAUAAUUUAACUACGUAUUAAUCGCUUGCUGGUUUACUUUUUUGGAAAAAAGACCGAAAUUUCAGUGAUCAAUGAUAAUAAAUCUCGUUACACAAUGAGUACGAUAAUAAAGCAGAAGAUAAAUUGAAAUUGGAAACCCGUGGAAAACUUUUCACAAUCAUGUCUCUAUUUAAAGUAUUCCAAAAGUUGAAAAGUUCCGCGCAAAAAAGACCAUUACUCUUCAAUUCAAUGAUAUACGGUUCUUUUUAUACCGGUGCUGAAUUCGCACAACAAACUUAUAGUAAAAUAUUCAAGUUUUCGUUAUCACCGGUAUCAGCAAACAUUGAAGAGACGAACACAUUUGAAAUUAAGAAGCCACUAUCUCUUUGGAUAAGAAACUUUAAUCAAAAGUUGGGUUUAUUGGAUGAGAAUAAUUCGGCGCAAUCGAGAAGUUACAAUUGGCCUCAACUUAAACGAUAUGCUAUUUAUGGUUGUUUCAUUGCAGGACCUAUGCUACAUGGAUGGUACAAAUGGUUGGAUAUAUUUUAUAAAGGCCAAACUAUAAAAAUUGUCCUCACAAAACUUUUGGUCGACCAAUUUAUUCUUACACCGCCAUUAAUUACGCUGUUCUUCAUCAGUAUGAGUUUGAUGGAGGGUAAAUCGAAUCCAUUGGAUGAAUGUAAAGCAAAAUUUUUGCAAACGUUCAAGACUUCCUGCAUGUACUGGUUACCAGUUCAAUUUUUAAAUUUUCUACUAGUACCGUCAGCACUACGAGUCUCUUUCGUUAGUAUCGCGGCCUUUUGUUGGGUAAACAUACUCUGUUAUUUGAAAAGUAUACCUGUAUCCGAAUGUAAUAAUAAUUAAAUAAAAUAUUGAUUUCCUGCAUUAA